Molecule: messenger RNA, 1802 nt
Organism: Elaeis guineensis (African oil palm)
Lineage: Eukaryota; Viridiplantae; Streptophyta; Magnoliopsida; Arecales; Arecaceae
Product: hexokinase-2, chloroplastic
Biological process (GO): intracellular glucose homeostasis; carbohydrate phosphorylation; glucose metabolic process
Cellular component (GO): cytosol; mitochondrion
Molecular function (GO): ATP binding; D-glucose binding; fructokinase activity
Source: RefSeq, a predicted model, not a curated record
AAUUUUCCUUAAAACAAUUAAGAAAGACAGGAAGGCGAAUCUUUCUUUCUUUCUUUUUUUCUUUUAUUUUAUGGGAAGGACGAAUUUUCUUUAUAAUCCUGCUCUGCUCCGAAACAAUGCCAGCGACCCACCACCUUCUUCUCUGUCCCUCCUCCGCCCCCAUUCCCCUAUCCCUCCUCGGAUUGGAGAUGUCCGCCGCCGUCGGAUCCUUCACCGCCCUCGUACCGCAGCCGGCGACGCGGAGGCGAGUUGCCUGGGCCACACGGUGCUCGGUGGCCGGCAGCGUCGCGGCGGCGAGCCCGAUUCUCAAGAACCUGCACCUCAAGUGCGCCACGCCUCUCCCCGUGCUCCGCCACAUCGCCGACGCCAUGGCCGCGGAUAUGAGGGCCGGCCUUGCCGCCGAUGGCGCCAGCGAUCUCAAGAUGAUUCUCAGCUACGUCGACUCCCUACCCACUGGGAAUGAGAAGGGCCUGUUCUAUGCACUAGAUCUUGGAGGUACUAAUUUUCGAGUGCUGAGGGUACAAUUGGGAGGAAAGGACAAUCGGGUGGUUGACACCGAGUUUGAGCAGGUGUCAAUUCCUCAAGAACUGAUGCAUGGUAGCACUGAGGAGUUAUUUGAUUUUAUUGCAUCUGGGUUUGCGAGGUUUGUUGCAAAAGAGGGUGAGAAAUUUCGUCUGCCUCAGGGGAGAAAAAGAGAAAUCGGUUUUACAUUCUCCUUUCCAGUGAAGCAGACUUCAAUAGAUUCUGGUAUUUUGAUCAAGUGGACAAAGGGUUUUGCUGUCUCUGGGACGGCAGGGAAAGAUGUGGUCGCAUGCUUAAAUGAAGCUCUGAAAAGGCAAGGGAUGGAUAUGAGGGUCUCUGCCUUAGUUAAUGAUGCAGUGGGUACACUGGCUGGGGCACGCUACUGGGAUGAUGAUGUUAUGGUUGCUGUGAUUUUGGGCACUGGUACUAAUGCAUGUUACAUAGAGCACAUGGAUGCAAUUCCUAAGCUGCAGGAUCUGACAACUGGAUCUGGAAAAACGAUUAUCAACACAGAGUGGGGAGCAUUUUCAACUGGUCUUCCUUUGACUGAGUUUGAUAAAGAUAUGGAUAAAGAGAGCAUAAAUCCUGGAGAGCAAAUAUUCGAGAAGACAAUCUCUGGGAUGUACCUAGGUGAAAUAGUAAGAAGGGUACUGCUCAAGAUGGCUGAAGUUUCAGCUUUGUUUGGUGAUUAUGUUCCUGAUAAGCUCUCUGUUCCCUUUGUAUUAAGGACUCCUGAUCUUUGUGCUAUGCACCAGGAUGACUCUGAAGAUCUGGAAGCAGUUGACUUGAUCUUGAAUGACACUGUUGGUGUAACAAGGUCCUCCCCAGAUGCAAGGAAGAUCGUUGCAGAGGUCUGUGAUACCAUAGUGAAGAGAGGUGGGAGACUGGCUGGGGCAGGUAUAGUGGGUAUUCUGCAGAAAAUGGAGCAAGACUCCAAAGGACUUAUCUUUGGAAAAAGAACGGUGGUUGCAAUGGAUGGUGGCCUUUAUGAGCAUUAUCCCCAGUACCGGAAAUAUCUCAAGGAGUCUGUGACAGAGUUACUUGGUUCAGAAGCCUCAAAAAAUGUGAUCAUAGAGCAUACGAAAGAUGGUUCUGGCAUUGGAGCAGCUCUUUUGGCAGCCAUAAAUUCUAAGUAUUCAACUGAAGUCUAAGAUUAGAUAGGCGAUUCCCAACAGAGUGAUAACAAAUUUUUUUACGGCAGUUUUGUUUAGUCGGAGUUGUAUCUUUUGUACUUUUAACCAAGUUGAGCAUCUUAGCUUUGAGGUGAGGAUUAAGAGUCA